CAAGCCGUCAUUGUACCAAAGCGUCUCGCAGGAGCCAGCUCUCAGUUCUUCUCAUGGAAGAUAUACACCCAGGUUCGGCUACUUCAGAUGACCCCCUUGAUAUAAGCGAGUCUUUGGUCCCGGCAAGAGAAAUCAAGCAAGCGGGGCAGAGCUAUGUUUCCUUUGAUGGUCUCUUACAACGGCCAUUACUUCUCAAGGAGGAUUUGAAAGAAGGAUGUGGUGGCCAGUUGUGGCCUGCCGGCAUGGUCCUGGCCAAAUAUAUGCUUCGUCAGCACCGUUUCAGUCUGGCUGAUAAGACAAUUCUUGAGCUUGGAGCUGGAGGCGGGCUUGUUGGGUUAGCGGUUGCCUCUGGAUGCGAAGUUGGCCCACCUCAAAUAUAUAUUACCGACCAAGUGCCAAUGCUUCCCCUUAUGAAAUCGAAUAUCGCGCUUAAUAACCUCUCCCGGAAAGUGAAAGCCGCGGUCUUAGAUUGGGGCACUACCCUUUCAGACGAGAUCCCCCGGCGUCCCGAUGUUAUCCUCGCCGCUGAUUGUGUGUAUUUUGAGCCUGCCUUUCCACUCUUGAUAUCGACACUGCGCGAUCUUUUGGGUCCUGAUUCCGUCUGCUAUUUCUGUUUCAAGAAACGUAGAAGGGCAGACCUUCGGUUCUUAAAGCUAGCAAAGAGAGCAUUUCAGGUCACCGAGAUCGAUGAUGACCCUGAAGCCGGAACAUACAAGCGCGAAAAUAUCAACCUGUACACAAUACGAUCAAAGCCCGGUACAGGGCAUCAUUGUAUCGACGGGCGCGACACUGCUUAA
Messenger RNA from Aspergillus nidulans FGSC A4, 797 nucleotides. RefSeq lists its product as uncharacterized. The transcript is spliced from 2 exons. The record is from RefSeq and is a predicted model, not a curated record. Bases 54 to 797 code for a protein of 247 amino acids. Lineage: Eukaryota; Fungi; Ascomycota; Eurotiomycetes; Eurotiales; Aspergillaceae.